Messenger RNA from Scleropages formosus (Asian bonytongue), 2954 nucleotides. RefSeq names its product zDHHC palmitoyltransferase 18a (gene zdhhc18a). Bases 262 to 1317 code for a protein of 351 amino acids. Gene Ontology annotation, molecular function: protein-cysteine S-palmitoyltransferase activity. The transcript has 9 exons. Gene Ontology annotation, biological process: peptidyl-L-cysteine S-palmitoylation; protein targeting to membrane. The record is from RefSeq and is a predicted model, not a curated record. Gene Ontology annotation, cellular component: Golgi apparatus; endoplasmic reticulum. Lineage: Eukaryota; Metazoa; Chordata; Actinopteri; Osteoglossiformes; Osteoglossidae.
CAGACGGGAAAUGGCGAUUAGUUGGAGGAGCUCAGGGGACGUGACGGAUGAACGCCUGAGGGAACGUGCUGCUGUGUGUCGGAGUGUGUGGUGGACGGGGUGCCAGGGCACCAGGCUGACUGGGUGGCACGCUGGACUCUCCAGUUGGCCGGCAUUAGGCAGCCCGACCCGCCGGUGCCAAGUGAGCAGUGUGUCUAUUUCGCUCUCUCCUUGCUUUCCAGCCGCGGAGAUAUGAUGAAGAGGUUGAGGCGACGCUGAGCGAUGAAAGGCUGCGAGUACCAGCAGAUUCACUUGGGAACGCUGUCCGCGCUGCCGCACGCGGUGCCGAUUCCAGUAGCGGUUCCCCGCCGAAAGUGGCAAGUGUUCCCAGGCAGGAACCGCUUCUUCUGCGACGGGCGGAUUAUGGUGGCGAAGCAGAGCGGUGUUCUACCCCUUACCCUGGGGCUCAUCUUCAUCACUGUCGGCCUCUUCUUCGCCUUCGAUUGUCCCUUUCUGAUGGAGCACCUGAGCCGGUUCGUUCCGGCUAUUGCAGCCGUGCUCUUCCUGUUUGUGAUCAUCUCCCUCCUGCGAACAAGCUUCACUGACCCUGGUAUUCUGCCCAGGGCCACUCCUGAAGAGGCCGCUGACGUCGAAAGGCACAUUGACACCUCUGGGUCAUCAACCUACCGAACAGCACCUCGCACCAAGGAGAUCCUCAUCAACAAGCAAUUGGUCAAGCUAAAGUACUGCUUUACCUGUAAGAUGUUCCGUCCCCCCAGGACCUCACACUGCAGCCUCUGUGACAACUGUGUGGAGCGUUUUGAUCAUCACUGUCCCUGGGUGGGCAACUGUGUCGGCAAACGCAACUACCGCUUUUUCUACAGCUUCCUCGUCUCCCUUUCUUUCCUGACGGCCUUCAUCUUUGGCUGUGUAAUCACACAUCUCACGCUACGUUCCCAGGAUGGCAGGGGACUCAUGUUUGCUGUUCAGCAGAACCCGGCCAGUGCCUUGGAGCUGGUCGUGUGCUUCUUCUCCAUCUGGUCAAUCCUUGGCCUCUCAGGCUUCCAUACCUAUCUGGUGGCAUCCAACCUCACCACCAAUGAGGAUAUCAAGGGCCUGUGGUCUGGUAAGCAGGGAGAAGACAUGGGGAACCCCUACAGCUACAGUAGCAUUUUCACCAACUGCUGUGUGGUGCUGUGUGGUCCAAUGCCUCCAAGUCUUAUUGACAGGAGGGGGUUUUUGCUAGACCACAGCAGGCUGUUGGAUGGAACCAGGGAGACAGAGCCUGCCCCCUUCCUGGAUGAAAGUGACAAAAACAUGGUAGGAGGUUCCACCUAGUGGCAGCAUGAAGACUGCAGCAGUGUGCAUUGCCUCCCCAGGCCUGACAUUCCCUUUCCAUCCAGCUGUCAUUUUGAACACCCAGACCCCCUGCAAAAUACCCUUACAGCUCCCAAAUCCCAGAUUUCCUGGGCUCCCAUCAACCCCUUCUGCAGUCAUGCUAGUACCUUGGCUCAGUGAUGGCUUUGAUCUUUGCAUGCCCCACAGCGAAAUAAUGGAAUGCCUUUAACCUGUGCUUUUCAUCGCUCUCUGCACUGCAUGCUAGUUGCUGGGUGUAAUUCUGUCUGUUUAUGUCAUCUAAAAAAUUUUUUUAUUUCAUCCUGGAACAAUUUAUCAACAUGCUCUGCUUUUGCUGCGUUUGAAUAAUAUGUUAAAACUUUCACUUAUGACAGUGAAAUGAAAUAAAACUUAUUGCCUCCAUAGCAAAAAUUUGUCAGGUAUGACAGACUCAGUGUGGAUAUGGAAACCUACUGCUACUUUCCAUUCUCUCUCCGUUUCUCUCGCUCCCUCCCCACUUUGUGAGUGGAGCUGUAUAUGGUCCUGCCAGCUGCAGGAACAAAAACCCAUCUUUUUUGCCAGUAAUAUCCAGAGUUUCCACUUAAAUCAGUUACCUCAGUGUGGUGUAUGUGAAGCUACUGUGGGUGUGUAGUUCACUGUAUUGUAUGGGACCCGAUAUCCAAUUCCACUCAAGAGGGUUGUUGUCGUGUCCAUACAACAGGAGCUACCGUAGGUGCUUAUUUACGCUUACUGUCCAUGGUGUGCUUUCCUCCUUUAACUGCAGCAGUUAGGAGCUAAUUUGUUAGCUGAUUGUUGGGGCUGCAGAAGGAAAGCAACUUUUCUAGUCUCUAGUCCUCUAGUCUCCAGUUUUAAAAUGUGAUGAAGUUAGUGUAGCCUUGGUUUUUUUUUUUUUAUUUUUAUUUUUAAAUGACAGUAUCAAUUUAUUGCAGCUGACCAUGGUAACAUUUAAGAAACAAGGGGAACCAUAUAUAUAUAUAUUUUUUUUUAAUUCCCUAGUUCCCUAAUGGCACUAGCUAUGCAUCAAAGUCUUGGGGAAACUGAAUAUAAAUGGCUGCAGAUGCUGGACUGACACUGUGUGUUUUCAGUAAUGCUCUUUCUUGUGCCUCAUUUCACCUGUGGCUGUAGGUGUGGUUAUAACUGAAGUCUUAUGAUUUGUUUCUUCUUUUACUCUGAAGUGAAUAGCUCUGUUAAGAUCUCAGUUCAGGUGCCCUAAUGACAGGAGCCAGCACAGUGGUUAUACACACAGCUCCUGAUGUGUUUUUGGUGUUAGUUUCCUAGGGGAAGUGUGCCAGUGAAGCCAAGAGGUAUUGAAAUCACACUGUGCAUGUGCUUUUUUUUUUUUUAAACAUUUUGUAGCACUGCAAAAUUUUCUGUGUAUUCUGUAGAACAAACUCGUACCGUAUGCAUGUCUGUUAUGAUUAAUCCACUGUUACUUCUAAAAUCAUCAGACUGUAAAGCAGAAGUGAAACAGGCCCUGUUCAAACAUAAUCAGGAGCUAGUGUGAAGGAAUUAUUUCUUAGCCUUUCUGACAAUAUGCUCACCCUGAAAUACCUCAAAUUAGAAAGAACAUUAAGAAAUAUAUAUUUGAAAAAUUUUACUUUUUUAAAACUGUUAGUGUU